Messenger RNA from Alligator mississippiensis (American alligator), 1914 nucleotides. It is a transcript of the gene FOXQ1, whose product is annotated as forkhead box Q1. Bases 610 to 1524 code for a protein of 304 amino acids. The transcript has a single exon. Gene Ontology annotation, molecular function: DNA-binding transcription factor activity, RNA polymerase II-specific; RNA polymerase II cis-regulatory region sequence-specific DNA binding. The record is from RefSeq and is a predicted model, not a curated record. Lineage: Eukaryota; Metazoa; Chordata; Crocodylia; Alligatoridae. Gene Ontology annotation, biological process: regulation of transcription by RNA polymerase II; cell differentiation; anatomical structure morphogenesis.
CCCACCACGCUUCCAGCUCCUCGCCCUAGCUCCGCCUCUCCCCGGCUGCCUGAAUGUUAUAAUGGGCUGGUCUGAACGUGGUGGGGAGAGAGCGAGCCACGGCAGGAGAGAUAAUGACAGUCAUCCUAAUAAGCGUGACAGCCCGGCGAGAAGCCUGCUGAGAGCCCCCGGGCGCCGGGGAAGCAGCAGCAGGUCGGAGCACGGCAGCGGGGGCCAGCCCGCGGGGUUCAUGGCUCGGGGCACCCGCGCGCAGGGACCUUAGGAGCGUCUCCAGCAGAAGGACAAACUUGGAGGAGCCGGCGGCUCAGGACCCCGGCCCAAGCGCACUGAGUGACUCGAUUAUUGCUACUUCUCCUCCUCCCUCCUGUGCCCCCCUCACCGCAGCCCGGGGACAGCCACAGCACAGUGGGGUGGGGAAGGGAAUCGGGGCGUCCCUCUGAACAGAGGGGGGAGAGAAGGAAGACCCCUACUCUUCUCCCUUAUACUCCAAGUGGACCCGCUCCCCACCCCCAAAAAGGAGUAUAAGGCCGAGGGGGGCAGAGUGAAGCCCCUGUGCAGCUGCCCAGGAGCAGGGGCAGGGAGGCAGCCCCGCUCCCCCGGGGCCGCGCCAUGAAGCUGGCGGGGGGGCUGUCGGUCCAGGACGAGGAGCAGGAAGGCGGCGGCAGCAUCGCGCCGUCCCCGCUGGCGGCCGAGAGCGAGCUGGGCUCGGACGGCGACUGCGCGGCGCACAGCCCGGGCGGGCAGGCGGCGGCGGCGGCUGCUGCGCCAGCUGUUGGAACGCAGCGGCGCCAGCUGCAGGCGGCGGCGGAGGGCGGCAAGGGCAAGGCGUACACUCGGCGGCCCAAGCCGCCCUACUCCUACAUCGCGCUCAUCGCCAUGGCCAUCCGCGACUCGGCGGGCGGGCGGCUCACGCUGGCGGAGAUCAACGACUACCUGAUGAGCCGCUUCCCCUUCUUCCGCGGCGCCUACACGGGCUGGCGCAACUCCGUGCGCCACAACCUGUCCCUCAACGACUGCUUCGUCAAGGUGCUGCGCGACCCGGCGCGGCCCUGGGGCAAGGACAACUACUGGAUGCUCAACCCCAGCAGCGAGUACACCUUCGCCGACGGCGUCUUCCGCCGCCGCCGCAAGCGCCUGAGCCGCGGGGCCGCGGGGCCGCCUCCCGCCGCCCAGCCGGAGCCCGCGCCCGCGGAGGACGAGGCGGCGCGGGCCGGAGGCUCCUCGCCCAAGUUCUCCAGCUCCUUCGCCAUCGAGAGCAUCCUGAGCCGGCCCUUCCAGCCCGCCGGGCGGCCGUGGCCGGCGCCGCUGCCCGGCCCCUACGCGCUUCUGCCCUACCCUCAGCCCCUCUACGCCCGCGGCGCCCUGCAGCUGCUGCCCUACGGCCGGCCUGACGCCCCCGCGCUGGAGCACGAGCCCCCGCUCCUGCCCGCCAAAGCCGGCGGCCUGCCCGCCUGCUGCCCCGCCCGCCUGCCCGGCAGCGCGGCCUCCUACCAGCCCUACCCCCGGGAGCCGCUGCUGGCCUGAGCGCCCACGGACGGAGGGGGCGCGGCGGACUGUGCCUGCUCAGGGACUGUGCCUUAGCUGCAUUUUGACACCAAAUAAAGACCCCGGAGAGGAGCGGGGCAGACUUCAACAGGAGCCAAAAUGCUGCCUCGUAUCGAGAGAGAGACUCCCACCUCCACCCCCACCGAGCAAGCACCAGCUGUGGUGGCCGCGAUGCCCUUGUGCCCUCCGGGGGGAAGGGGGUGGCUGUGCGCGGGGCAGGAGGGGGCGGGGGGAAGAGAAGCUGGAGGGUUUUUAAUGCUUCAAAUCAAUGCAUCACUGUGCCAACAGGUGCCCCCCUGCACCGCAGGGCGGCAACCUCUGCUCUGGAGGGGGGUCAAUGACUUUUCAUUAAAUUAUUUAUAACUUAAA